AUGAGAAUUAUAGUGUUUAAUUUUUAAGAAUAAAUAAAAAUAAUUAUUGUGUGUGUGAUGUUGACAGAAAGCUUAUAAAUAAAUUCAGGACAUUCUAGUAUGAUCCAUGAUAUUAAAUACGAUUACUAUGGUGAUAAAUUAGCAAGUUGCGGAAGUGAUGGAUAUAUUAAUGUCUAUGACGUGUCAAAAAAACAUUAAGUUGCUUAAAUAAAGACUCGAGAUUCUCCAUUAUUUUCAUUAUCUUGGUCACAUCCUAGGUUUGGCAACGUAUUAGCUGCAUCAUCAUACGAUGGAGAAAUUUCUAUUUUUAAGGAAUAAAAGGAAUGGAAUAAAGUGGCAACCUAUUAGAAUGAAGGCAGUGUCAAUUGUGUUCAAUUUAUGCCUAGAGAAUUAUUUUUGGCAUGUGGUACUUCAGAUGGAUUUGUAAUUUUAUUGGAUAAUAACAAAAAUUGGGAUGUUGAUUAGAAAUGGUAAGCACAUGAAUCAAUAAUACAUGGAUUAUGUUGGAAUUAAGAUGGUUCAUUAUUAGCAACCUGCAGUGCUGAUAAAUUGAUUAAAGUCUGGGAAUUUACUAUCAAUAACAAGCCAUAAUUGAAAUACACAAUUCAAUCUCAUUUGGACGUAGUGAAGGAUGUUUAAUUCCAUCCUUUAGAAAACAACAUCCUUGUAUCAGGAGGAGAUGAUGGGAAACUUAGAAUUCAUAGAUUAGAUGAGGAUGCACUAGAAAGUCAAGUUAUUGAUUUUCACAUGACCAUUUGGAGAAUAUCAUUCAAUAUGUUGGGCAAUUUAAUAACAGUAAACGGAGAAAGUAAUGGUUAAAGUAAUCUUAAAACACUUAAAUAAGAGAACAAUUUUUAAUAUAGCGUUAUUGAUUGCAAUUGA
Molecule: messenger RNA, 882 nt
Organism: Paramecium tetraurelia
Lineage: Eukaryota; Ciliophora; Oligohymenophorea; Peniculida; Parameciidae
Exons: 3
Biological process (GO): COPII-coated vesicle budding; protein import into nucleus
Cellular component (GO): COPII vesicle coat; nuclear pore outer ring
Molecular function (GO): protein binding; structural molecule activity
Source: RefSeq, a predicted model, not a curated record